Molecule: messenger RNA, 1419 nt
Organism: Aspergillus brunneoviolaceus CBS 621.78
Lineage: Eukaryota; Fungi; Ascomycota; Eurotiomycetes; Eurotiales; Aspergillaceae
Product: NYN domain-containing protein
Exons: 2
Coding region: 1-1419 (472 amino acids)
Molecular function (GO): RNA nuclease activity
Source: RefSeq, a predicted model, not a curated record
AUGGUUGCCGACCCUACUCAUACUAAACUCGCGGUUCUUAUCGACGCGGACAAUGCGCGGUUCUCCAUCAUCAAGCUCCUACUUGCAGAAGUCGCAAAAUAUGGCACGGCUCAUGCAAAACGAGCCUAUGGAGACUGGAGCAGUCAUAGUCUCACAGGCUGGAAGGAAAAGCUUCUCGAACAUUCAAUCCUGCCUAUACAGCAGUUUUCGUAUACCCAUGGCAAAAAUUCCACUGACUCAGCUAUGAUAAUUGACGCAAUGGAUCUGCUAUACUCGGGCCGCUACGAUGGGUUUUGUCUCGUCUCCAGCGACAGUGACUUUACCCGACUCGCCGCCCGGAUCCGCGAGGCAGGGCUCGUGGUGUAUGGUUUUGGGGAAGCCCACACGCCACAGCCCUUCGUUGCGGCCUGCGAUAAAUUCAUCUACACCGGGAAUCUCGUGCAUCUCGAUGAGCUUGCGCCGCAUGCCGAUCGCAUUGUUUCGCCUGGGAAGUCGGAUCGGGCUAACCAAGCUCCACUCAAUCCAGAGCUAGCCAGUCAUUUACGGGCAGCGGUAGAAGCAGCCUGCAAUGACGAAGGAUGGGCUAGACUCUCGGAUGUCGGUCAGCUCCUGACCACAAGACACUCGGACUUUGACUCUCGUAGCUACGGGUAUCACAAGCUGAGUGAUCUGAUCACUGCCUCUUCCUUAUUCGAAAUUAGCCGCCGCUCCUCACACAAGAGCUCAUUUACGGAGAUUUUCAAUUUCUCCGAGAGGGGUCUCGGCAAAGAAUGCAUAGGGGCCGAAUGCAGCUUCACGGCCUCUGUCAGAUCAAUUCUGGAUCCGCAGGCAGCCGCUGCUUUGACGCCCACCGCGCUAGGGGAGACCACGUCCCCGGAUAUCUACGACUUGGCGCAGGAUAUCCAGGACAACUGGAAUUAUGAUUAUAAGAAGCUGAUUGGCGGGAACAACAUUGCUGAGAACAACAAACCCUGGUUAAUCAUGGUUACGGCCAUCGUGGACAAGGUCCAAGCCGCGCGUGCGGUGGUGCCAUCGGCGGAUCUGGUCAAGAAAUGCACCACGGCGCUGCGGUGGGCGCAGGCUGCGCGCCUGACGGACCUGGUUGGGGACGUGACGGCAGACACCUUGACGGGCGAGCGCACCAAGACUUUCAUAGACAAUUUCGAAAAUAUUGAGCCGAAAAGCGUCACGCGAGCGCUGGGGAUUGACGAAACUGGCAGCGAGACCCGCGCGAUCGAAUUCGAGGAUUUGGAUUAUGAAGGCAUGUCAGGGGGUGACGCAGACCAAUUAGCGGAAUUCAUGGCGUGGACCGAGACGACUCCGUCCAAGAAAACCUGGCCCAGCCACAGGAGACAUCGAGAGUGGGCGCUGCUCUAUGGAGAAAAGGCGACAAUAAUGGAGACAGCGUGUUCAAAUUGA